This is a messenger RNA of Camellia sinensis, 5584 nucleotides long. Its product is annotated as Tetratricopeptide repeat (TPR)-like superfamily protein. NCBI's taxonomy places the organism in Eukaryota, Viridiplantae, Streptophyta, Magnoliopsida, Ericales, Theaceae. Gene Ontology annotation, biological process: organelle organization. Gene Ontology annotation, molecular function: protein binding. Gene Ontology annotation, cellular component: cytoplasm. The record is from RefSeq and is a predicted model, not a curated record.
UUUGGUCUUAAAAAGGGGUAUCACAUGGAUUGUGUUUAGAGAGAAGAGAGAAAAGAGGAGAGAGCAAUCAGGGUAAGCAAGAAGGAGAGGUCAGGAUUGCUCACAAAUCCAAAAGAGGAAUCUUCAUUCAUAGCAAAAAGAAGUAAAAAAAAAAGAAAAAAAAGAAAACAAAGAGAGAAAUGGCUCCAAAGUCAAGUAGAGCAAAGGGCAACAAAGCCAAGGCAGAGAAAAAAAAGAAAGAAGAGAAAGUUGUACCUAGUGUUCUUGACAUUACAGUCAUCACACCAUAUGACACACAAGUGGUUCUCAAGGGUAUCUCAACUGAUAAAAUACUUGAUGUAAGGAGGCUGCUAGCAGUCAAUGUAGACACAUGCCACCUCACCAACUAUUCUCUAUGCCAUGAGGUUAAAGGACAUAGAUUGAAUGAUAGGUUGGAGGUUGUUUCUCUAAAGCCCUGUUUGCUGAGGAUGGUUGAAGAGGACUACACUGAAGUCUCCCAUGCGUUAGCACACGUGCGGAGGCUACUGGACAUCGUCGCGUGCACGACCCGCUUCGCAAAACCCAAGGGCGGAAGACCCGCCGGCGUCGCCGCCGCAACAGGCGGCCGAGCGAAGAAGAUCAGCAGGAGCCACUCCCCCACAACCACUGUAGGCCCACCGUCUCCUCCUUCCGAUGGUGAAAUCCGAUCUUCGGAGCCGCCGACUUCCAAGAGCUACGAAAUGGCGGCGAUUCAUCCCAUUCCAAAGCUCUCCGAUUUCUACGAGUUCUUCUCUUUCUCUCACCUCUCUCCUCCAAUCCUACAUUUGAAGAGAUUGGAGCCAAAGGAAGGGGAUGAGGGGCAAAAUGGUGAUUACUUCGAAAUGCAGAUAAAGAUCUGCAAUGGGAAGCUAAUACAAGUAGUUGCAUCAGUAAAAGGCUUCUACACUGCAGGAAAACAAUCUCUACAAAGCCACUCUCUUGUUGAUCUUCUGCAGCAGCUUAGCCGAGCUUUCACCAAAGCAUAUGAAUUGUUGAUGAAAGCUUUUGUAGAACACAACAAGUUUGGUAACCUUCCGUAUGGUUUUCGUGCCAACACUUGGCUUGUCCCUCCAUCAAUAGCUGAUUCUCCAUCAAAUUUCCUGCCCCUUCCAGUGGAAGAUGAGAAUUGGGGUGGCAAUGGUGGGGGUCAAGGAAGAAAUGGUGAGCAUGAUCGUAAACCGUGGGCCACAGAGUUUGCAAUAUUGGCAAACCUUCCUUGCAAAACUGAGGAGGAGAGGGUGGUUAGAGACCGAAAAGCAUUUUUGCUUCAUAGCCUGUUUGUUGAUGUCUCGAUCUUUAAAGCUGUUUCGGCCAUACGCCAAGUGAUAGAUUCCCCUAUAAAGACACGCCAAAAUUCAAUGAAUGGACUUUCAGGCUCAAUCUCGCAUGAGGUUCGUGUGGGGGAUUUGUCUAUUACAGUACAACAAGAUGCAGCUGAUGCAAGCUUGAAGUCUGAAGUGAAACCUAUUGGCAGCGAAUCGUCGAGUAUGUCUGCUCAGGAAGUUGCUCAAAGGAAUUUACUUAAAGGAGUAACUGCAGAUGAGAGUGUAGUUAUUCGUGAUACAUCGUCAUUGGGUGUUGUUGUUGUACGACAUUGUGGAUACACUGCAAUUGUAAAGAUUGUUGGUGAUGUGAAGAGGAGAAAGUGCAUGGCUCAAGAUAUUCAUAUUGAUGAUCAACCAGAUGGAGGAGCCAAUGCUCUCAACAUUAAUAGCUUAAGGGUUCUGCUUCAUGAGUCAUGUAGUGCCGAAUUGUCUGGAGGAGGGCAGUCACCUCAGUCUAAACUGGAUGAUCUUGAAACUUCUAGAUGUCUGGCUCGUAGAGUGAUUGAGGAGAGCUUGAGGACGUUAGAGGAGAAGCCAGCGUCCUCUGAAAGGACUAUUAGAUGGGAACUCGGUUCUUGCUGGGUACAGCAUCUACAAAAGCGGGAAACACCUAAUGAUAAUAGUUCUAAAAGCUCUCAAGACAAUAGUAAGGCUGAUUUGGAGGUUAAAGGACUUGGGAAACAAUUUAAAAUGCUGAGGAAAAGGGAAAAGAAUGCAAAUAGUGUGAGAAACAAAGAUGAUAAUGAAGAAAAUGAUUCCAGAGUCAGUGGCCUGAAUGUCGGAAGCAGCAUGGCAGAGCUAAACAAUGGCGAGUCCAACAGUGAGGUUGAAUUGAAGAAAUUUAUUUCUGAAGAAUCUUUCUUGCGUCUGAAAGGCACUGGAACGGGGCUUCAUCUAAAGUCAGUAGAUGAGCUCAUGAAGAUGGCGAAGAAGUAUUAUGAUGAAAUUGCUUUGCCUAAGUUGGUAACAGAUUUUGGAUCGCUUGAACUUUCUCCAGUUGAUGGACGGACUUUAACUGACUUCAUGCAUCUAAGAGGAUUACAAAUGCGCUCCUUGGGUUGUGUGGUUGAACUUGCAGAGAAGCUUCCUCAUAUACAGUCACUUUGUAUUCACGAGAUGGUCACUCGAGCUUUCAAGCAUGUCCUUAAAGCCGUUAUUGCUUCUGUUAAUAAUGUGGCAGACUUAUCCACAGCAGUAGCUUCAUGCUUGAAUUUCUUGCUUGGGGGCUACACAAUAGAAGAUAGUGAACAUAACUUGAGUGGUGAUCACAUGCUCAAAUUGCAGUGGUUACGAACUUUUCUAGCCAAAAGAUAUGGCUGGACUCUAAAAGAUGAGUUUCAACAAUUGAGGAAAUUAACAAUUCUCCGAGGACUUUGCCACAAGGUUGGAUUGGAGUUGUUUCCGAAAGACUAUGAUAUGGAAAGCCCAAACCCUUUCAAGAAAUCUGAUAUUAUCGGCAUUGUUCCUGUGUGUAAACAUGUAGGAUGCUCUUCUGCAGAUGGGCGGACCCUAUUGGAGUCAUCAAAGAUUGCACUUGAUAAAGGAAAGCUAGAAGAUGCUGUCAACUAUGGAACGAAGGCAUUGGCAAAGAUGAUAGCUGUCUGUGGUCCCUAUCAUCGUACGACUGCGAGUGCGUACAGUCUGUUAGCUGUUGUGCUUUACCACACAGGAGACUUUAAUCAGGCAACAAUAUACCAACAUAAGGCUUUGGAUAUCAAUGAGAGGGAACUUGGGCUUGACCAUCCAGAUACAAUGAAAAGCUACGGAGAUCUUUCUGUAUUUUACUAUCGUCUCCAACACAUUGAAUUAGCUUUGAAAUAUGUCAACCGUGCUUUGUUCCUUCUUCAUUUCACAUGUGGACUUUCGCAUCCAAACACAGCUGCAACUUACAUAAAUGUUGCUAUGAUGGAAGAGGGUAUGGGAAAUGUUCAUGUUGCUCUCAGAUACCUGCAUGAAGCCCUUAAAUGUAAUCAAAGAUUAUUAGGAGCAGAUCACAUACAGACUGCUGCUAGCUAUCAUGCCAUUGCAAUCGCUCUUUCAUUGAUGGAAGCAUAUUCCCUCAGUGUGCAACAUGAACAAACAACACUGCAGAUUCUUCAAGCCAAAUUGGGACCUGAAGAUCUUCGUACUCAGGAUGCUGCUGCAUGGCUUGAAUAUUUUGAAUCAAAAGCCUUAGAGCAACAAGAAGCGGCACGAAAUGGAACUCCAAAGCCAGAUGCAUCCAUUGCAAGCAAAGGCCACCUUAGUGUGUCGGAUCUCCUUGAUUACAUCAGUCCUGAUCAGGAUUUGAAGGGUGAGAGGAGAAGACGUUCAAAGGUGUUACAGGUUAGUGACAAAUCCCAACAAGUGCAGCACGACACAAUAAUCGAUGACAGCUUGAUGCAUGUUGAUACUGAAGAAACCACUGUGAUAACAGAAACCAACACACAGGAUAAGCUGGGAAUGGUUCUUCCUGAAGAACAUGAGGCCAACAAUAUCACUAAACAUGACAAUACCAAUUUUGGGGAAGCUGUCCAAGAAAUAAAUUCUGAUGAAGGAUGGCAAGAAGCCAACUCAAAAGUGAGGUCCGGAAAUAGUGCUGGCCGGAGCUUUAGCCGAAGACGCCCCAAUCUUGCUAGGCUAAAUGCUGCCGGUUCUGAAUACUAUGGCAAUUACAGGAGAGUAGUGAUUUCACCGGUACAAAAAACCAUGCCAAAGACAAGUUCGACAGAAUCAUCUCCGGUGAAGCAUUCAAAGGCUCAUAGCUCGAGUUAUGGACAGGAUUUGAGUAAAUUGCAGGCAAAGACUCCCGUUUCCCGAGUUUCACCAAUUUCAGUUUCCAAAGUUUCUCCUACUCCUGCCACUCUCACUGCCUUGGCUUCAAAAUCUGUGUCGUACAAAGAGGUAGCGGUGGCACCUCCAGGUACAGUUAUAAAGCCUUUUCUAGAGAAAGUAGAAGAAACAAAUGUGGAAACCGAUACCCAAAUCAGCGAUACAUCGAAUGAGGGCGAAAUCAACAUAGUUGCUGUAGAAGAAUUUACACUGGAUAAUGAAGACACAAAAGUUGUUAAUGAAAGUGGAAUUGGGUCGGAAAAUUCUUCCUCAGAACUUGAAGGGACUCAAUGCUCUAGUAAUCAGGAAAAACCGAUAGAAACAAAUGGGAGCAAGCUGUCAGCUGCAGCUCAACCAUUCAGUCCAGGGGCCUUGACACACCCAUUAAACUCGAUUGCUGUAACGAGCGUUUACGAUGUAAUAGCUAGUCAAGGCAUGCUUGCAGAGCCUGUAGAGUUUCCACCCAUUGCCGCUAGAGUUCCUUGCGGGCCCAGAUCGCCUCUAUAUUACAGAGCUACCCAUUCUUUCCGGAUGAAAAAUGGACCCUUGAAAUACCAAAUCCCCGCGAUGGGAAGAAGUGGAAUCAAAUCUCCAAAAAUUAUGAAUCCAAAUGCACCAGAGUUUGUGCCCGGAAAAGCCUUGCAAACGAAUCCACCUAGUGAAGAUUCAAAAGUUUCAACCGAUUCAAAUUCUUCGGUUGAUAUGGGUGUGGAGUCUUGUACUGAAGAAAAAGGUAACGAAAAGCUGACUAAUGAAGUUAAAGAUGGAAGAUCAAAGAAAGGCAGUUCGGAUGCAGAGAAAGCGAAGCUAGCAAGGCAGAUACUGCUUAGCUUCAUUGUAAAAUCGGUUCAACAUAAUCUUGAUCCUGCAAGCGAGUCUGUUGCAGUGAACAAGAAAAAGUUUGAGUAUUCAGAAAAUUCAUCAGAAGCGAUUGCCAACGAUAGCGCAGUUAUAAAAAUUCUUUGUGGGAACGAAGCUAAGGCUGACUUGGAUUCUGAAAUUGGCAACGGUAAGCAGUCAAAAACAUCGGAAGUAAACAAGAGUACGAAUGAAGAGAGUGAUGGAUUUGAAGUCGUUAAAAAGCGGAGAAAGAAUCGACAGCAAUUUGCGAAUGGGGUUACUGGGUUGUACAAUCAACAAUCUAUCUGUGCUUCAGUUCGUUGAAGGCGAUAAAGAGAGAUUUAUGAAAGGAAGAUUCAGGGUUGAUGUUCACCGAUGCAUCGCUCAAAUCAGGUAUGACACAGACCUCUUCUUCACAUCUAAUUUUUUACAGUGUAGAAAUGUUUGAAGGAAGAGUUUGGGAGGGAGGGAAUUUAUUCAGAAUCAAAUUUUAAUUGUAUUAUUCAUUGAUAAGCUAGCUUGACAUGUUCUAAUAAUUUAUAUAGAGGUGGGGUGUUUUUUGCUUCAUUAAUAAAGUUCUAAUUUGUGUA